UUCCAUCUGACAAAGAUCAGUUUUAUACAACGCAGACAGAAAAAGUGGCGUGUCACUGCACCUGAAAUGCCUCCAAAAUCUGCUUACGCCGCGGGCCCGCCGUGCCGGACCUCUCGGGAAAUCGCCCGUAGUUCUAUGCCCAAUUCACGUAACUCCAACUCCGUUAAUUCUGCCGCCCCCGCCCCCACUACCACCGUGACCAGGGCCUUUGUCAUUCCACCGCCAUCCACUGUCACUCACGCUUCUCCGGAACCCUCUCAGAAAUAUCUACGCGUAAAUUCUAUGGAUACCGGAAACACCGCUGCAACAUCCUGUCAUGCAACGAGCCAUUUUUCUCAGACUCAAUCCCGAUGUUCGCAAAAAGCCCUAGUUAGAAAUUCGUGCACGGUGAAGUCUGAUAUAGGUAGAAUCACUACUGAUGACAAUGUGGAAACAGAAACAUCUCUUCAUACCAAAAACACGAUGCUCGAACGUUUCGGGCCUGAAAAAACCGUUCAUGUAGAAGGUGAAACAGUUGUGAGGAGCGGAGAUGUGGCAAGAAAUGAGUCGAUUUUAUCUUCUGAACAGGUAGAAAGGCCCAAUGAGAAUGAUGACAGUUCGAUGCAGCCUGUAACUAGGCCUGAGACUGAGGGUGUUGCGAGUGGAGUGGCAGUGCCAGCAACGCGGAAGCGGAAGAUAGUGAAAAAGAUAGUGAGGGUGGUGAAGAAGGUGAUAAAGAAGAGAGUGCCCAAGAGGGUUCCGAUUAGUAGUUCGGAAAAUCAAGGAUUGAUGGAGGAAGCCCCGAAUGUGGUGAAAUUGAAUCAGGUAACAGAAAGUUCGAAUCUUGUGCAUAAUGUUAUUGAAAAAUCUAAUCUUGUGGAUGUAGUAACAGAGAGAAGCUGUCUUGUUAAUGAGGUAAUGAGGCAAUCAAACAUCACAAAUGCUAAUCUUGUGGAUAGGGUAACAAAGAAAACUAUUACUGCUAACGAAGUAAUGGAAAAAUCAAACAUUGAUGAUAGAGUAAUGGAAACAUCGAAAGUUGAUCAAGCUGCAAGUCUUUUAGAACCAAUUGCUUGCAUGAAAGGCAAUGAUGUAAGGGAUAUUGAUUCUGUGGAUGCGGAAGCUUCAAAGCUAAACAGAGGCGCACAUGUCCCAGCAGCAAUGAUCGACGAGAAAGGUGAUCUACGAUGCAUCAUGAAGAUGGAAACAUCAAAAGUUAAUAUUGUCACACGUGUGCCACAACAAAUGGUUUCUGAGAAAGGUAAGUGUCUGAGCGCCGAUUAUUGUGUGGAGAAUGAUGAGGUGAAGAGUUACGAUGCUAUGACUGGAGUAGACGUAAAUGACCUAAAUGUGUGUAAUCGUAACUCUAUGGAAGUUGAGAAUGUUAGUUAUGCACCCAAAAUUAAUACAGAAACAGAAAGAAGUAAGCAUAUCUCGGAUUAUGUGAUGGAGAGUGCAUCAAAUGAUUCUACUGUGGUAAAUCAGAAUAUGGAUAUAGUCAAUAAAGAGGAUGUGGGGCCAGUCGCAAGCCAAAAUGUGGGACCGGUGAGAAAUAAAAGCAUUGUUUGUGUUGGGGAGAAAAAUGGAAGUACAAUUGAAAAACAAAGAAGCAGAAAUAUGGAAGUGGCAAAUGAUGCUGUUGCACUGAAUGAAGCGCUAUUACUAAGUGGGGAAAUGGAGGCAUUGGAGCGGAAGAAGAGGCGAAGAACAGAGAUCUUUGUCAGUGAAUUGGGUGAGGAUACAAACGAGAAUGAUAUUAGGAAAGUAUUUGAAGAGGCUGGAACAGUCACUGAAGUGAGGUUGAUGAUGAAUAGUAAGACAGGGAAGAAUAAAGGUUUUGCAUUUGUGCGGUUUGCUACAGCUGCAGAUGCUAACAAAGCAUUGGCGAAAUACUCCAAAGUUAAGAUAUGUGGGAAGCAGUGUGGUGCAGCACCAGUUCAGGGCAACGAUGCAAUAUUUAUUGGCAACAUAGACAGAAUAUGGAAGACUGAAGAUGUUCGGAGCUUGUUAGAGAAAGCUGGUUUUGAGAAAAUAGAUAUGGUUAUUCUCAAGGCUGAUCCUAAUAACAUUGAGAAAAAUCGUGGUUUUGCCUUUGUUGAGUUUGAAACAAGUAAAGAUGCUCAAAUUGCUUUUAAUAAACUCCAAAAGAAAAAUCUUUUUGGGAAGAACCUGAAGAUAAAGGUUGCAUGGGCGCAACCCUUGAUGGAGCCCGCUGAAGAAGAAUUACUAAAGGUGAAAUCAGUUUAUGCUGAAUAUCUACCCUCCUCAUGGGAUGAAGAGAAAGUAAAAGAAUACUUCAGAAGAUUUGGUGAAAUUGAAAGUGUUGUUCUUGCCAAAGAUCUCCCUUCAUCCAGGAGAAAAGAUUUUGCAUUUAUUAACUAUACAUCCCGAGAUGCUGCUCUCCUGUGCAUUGAGGCUAUUGGUAGAGAGAGACUGGAGCAUGAUGGCUCCAAGGUUGAAAUGACUGCCUCUCUUGCAAAACCAGUUUCAAAGAGCAAGCAAAUGGAACAUGUCUCAAGUCUCACUAGCAAGCGACUCCCAAAGAAGAAUCUAAAAUCAUUACAAUCCACCGCAAAACCGUAUGAACCUAGAAACAAGGGAAAGCUUGCCAUUAGGAGUUAUGGUCAAGCAAAAGUUGACAACAGCUCUUGUACUACUAAUGAACUUCUACAAAUCUUAAGGCAACAAGCAGCAAGCAGUCAUAUCCUUCCUCCUCGCAACAUAGACACCACUCCUCCACACCAUCAUCUUCCCCUACCUGCGAGCAAGCGACCAUUUUCACUUCUGGAACAUGAUCCACUCUAUUUGGAACCCAGAGGGUUACCUCGACAAUGCACUGGAAGUUCUUAUCCAAUUUCAGGCCCGAGUGCCUUGUCCCAUGGUUUCAGUAUGGCAUCUCGUCCCUACCAUCAUGAACAAGCGCUUGGCUUCACAUCAGAAUCAUUCGGUUGGAGAAACAUGUAUCCCAGCCAUUUCCAGAUACAGGAACAAGAAGCUCCUUACUAUGGAAACAAUAGCAUGUAUCGUAGACAUUGAUGAAAUGAUUGAUCAGAUAGAGGGUGCCGAUUCGGUCAUUGCUCAGUCUGACCUUGAAAACAAAGCUUACAUUAUAUAUAAUGUUGUAAAUUUUCAGAGAAAGUGUCUGUAAAUUGUAGUGUAACUACAGUUCCAUUAUAGUUCAACCAUGUAAUAUGUUGCUUCUGUCUCAGUGUUUGUUGUCUGAAAUGCUAUAAAGCGGAUCGUAACUCUCAACCCAUAUUUACUUUGUGUUCA
This is a messenger RNA of Sesamum indicum (sesame), 3252 nucleotides long. RefSeq lists its product as uncharacterized. Gene Ontology annotation, molecular function: RNA binding. The record is from RefSeq and is a predicted model, not a curated record. Lineage: Eukaryota; Viridiplantae; Streptophyta; Magnoliopsida; Lamiales; Pedaliaceae.